Molecule: messenger RNA, 4307 nt
Organism: Cercocebus atys (sooty mangabey)
Lineage: Eukaryota; Metazoa; Chordata; Mammalia; Primates; Cercopithecidae
Gene: NPHS1
Product: nephrosis 1, congenital, Finnish type (nephrin)
Biological process (GO): cell-cell adhesion
Cellular component (GO): cell-cell junction
Molecular function (GO): cell adhesion molecule binding
Source: RefSeq, a predicted model, not a curated record
GUGAGACCUUAUCUCUAAAAAAAAAAAGAAAAAAAAUUAUUUUAAAGGGACAGAGAAAGAGACUCAGAGAUUGAGACUGAGAGAGCAAGACAGAGAUAGAGAGGCACUGACAGGAGGAGAGGAAAACAGAAAGGGAGGAGAGUAAUGGAAAGAGAGAUAAAAAGAAAAGCAGAUGGCAGAGACACAGAGAGAGGGACCCAGAGAGAGCCAGAGAGACGCAGGUGGCUGGCUGCGGGCACUGCGGGGGUAACAGUAGGGGUACCUGUGAUGGCCCUGGGGACGAUGUUCAAGGCUCCUCUCCUGCUCCUGGGGCUGCUGACUGAAGGCCUGGCGCAGUUGGUGAUUCCUGCCUCCGUCCCCCGGGGCUUCUGGGCCCUGCCUGAAAACCUGGCAGUGGUGGAGGGGGCCUCGGUGGAGCUACGGUGUGGGGUCAGCACCCCUGGCAGUGCGGUGCAAUGGGCCAAAGAUGGGCUGCUCCUGGGCCCCGACCCCAGGAUCCCAGGCUUCCCGAGGUACCGCCUGGAAGGGGACCCUGCUAGAGGUGAAUUCCACCUGCACAUCGAGGCCUGUGACCUCAGCGAUGACGCAGAGUAUGAGUGCCAGGUCGGCCGCUCCGAGAUGGGGCCAGAGCUCGUGUCUCCCAGAGUGAUCCUCUCCAUCCUGGUUCCUCCCAAGCUGCUCUACUUGACCCCAGAGGCAGGCACCAUGGUCACCUGGGUAGCUGGGCAAGAGUACGUGGUCAGCUGUUUGUCUGGGGAUGCGAAGCCAGCACCUGACAUCACCAUUCUCCUGAGUGGACAGACUAUAUCUGACAUCUCUGCAAACAUGAACGAGGGCUCCCAGCAGAAGCUCUUCACUGUGGAGGCCACAGCCAGGGUGACAUCCCAGAGCUCGGAUAAUGGGCAGUUGCUGGUCUGUGAGGCGUCAAGCCCAGCACUGGAGGCCCCCAUCAAGGCCUCAUUCACCGUGAAUGUUCUGUUCCCUCCAGGACCCCCUGUCAUUGAGUGGCCAGGCUUGGAUGAGGGGCACGUGCGGGCAGGACAGAGCUUGGAGCUGCCAUGCGUGGCCCAAGGGGGGAAUCUCUUAGCCACACUGCAGUGGCUGAAGAAUGGCCAGCCGGUGUCCACAGUGUGGCACACCCAGGCCGUGGCCCGCAGUGUGCUGGUGAUGACCGUGAGGCCAGAAGACCAUGGAGCGCGGCUCAGCUGCGAGGCCCAUAACAGCGUGUCUGCAGGGACCCAGGAGCGCAGCAUCAUGCUGCAGGUCACCUUUCCCCCUAGUGCCAUUACUAUCCUGGGAUCUGCAUCCCAGGUUGAGAACAAGAACGUGACACUCUCCUGUGUCAGUAAGUCCAGUAGCCUACGGGUCCUGCUAUGAUGGUGGCUGGGCUGGCGGCAGCUGCUGCCCACGGAGGAGACGAUCAUGGAUGGACUACAUGGUGGUUACAUCUCCAUGUCCAACCUGACAUUCCUGGCGCGGCGGGAGGACAACGGUCUGACCCUCACAUGUGAGGCCUUCAGUGAAGCCUUCACCAAGGAGACCUUCAAGAAGUCGCUCACCCUGAACAUAAAAUAUCCCGCCCAGAAACUGUGGAUUGAGGGUGCCCCAGAGGGGCAGAAGCUCCGGGCUGGGACCCGGGUGAGGCUGGUGUGUUUGGCCAUCAGGGGCAACCCAGAGCCCUCCCUCACAUGGUACAAGGACUCGCGCACCGUGACUGAGUCGCGGCUGCCGCAGGAGCCGCGGCGCAUGCAGCUCGGCAACGUGGAGAAAUCUGGGAGCACUUUCUCCCGAGAGCUGGUGCUGGUCACAGGGCCGUCGGACAACCAGGCCAAGUUCACGUGCAAGGCUGGUCAGCUCAGCGCGUCCACGCAGCUGGCGGUGCAGUUUCCCCCAACUAACGUGACGAUCCUGGCCAACGCAUCCGCACUGCGCCCGGGGGACGCCUUAAACUUGACAUGCAUCAGCGUUAGCAGCAACCCGCCGGUCAACUUGUCCUGGGACAAGGAAGGCGAGAGGCUGGAGGGCUUGGCCGCCCCGCCCCGGAGAGCCCCGUUCAGAGGCUCCGCCGCGGCCAGGAGCGUCCUUCUGCAAGUGUCAUCCCGCGAUCAUGGCCAACGCGUGACCUGCCGCGCCCACAGCGCCGAGCUCCGCGAAACCGUGAGCUCCUUCUAUCGCCUCAACGUGCUGUACCGUCCAGAGUUCCUGGGGGAGCAGGUGCUGGUGGUGACCGCGGUGGAGCAGGGCGAGGCGUUGCUGCCCGUGUCCGUGUCCGCUAACCCCGCCCCCGAGGCCUUCAACUGGACCUUCCGCGGCUAUCGCCUCAGUCCAGCGGGCGGCCCCCGGCAUCACAUCCUGUCCAGCGGGGCUCUGCAUCUGUGGAAUGUGACCCGCGCGGACGACGGCCUCUAUCAGCUGCACUGCCAGAACUCUGAGGGCACAGCGGAAGCGCUGCUACGGUUGGACGUGCACUAUGCUCCCACCAUCCGUGCCCUCCAGGACCCCACUGAGGUGAACGUCGGGGGUUCUGUGGAUAUAGUCUGCACUGUUGAUGCCAAUCCCAUUCUCCCAGGCAUGUUCAGCUGGGAGAGACUGGGAGAAGAUGAGGAGGACCAGAGCCUGGAUGACAUGGAGAAGAUAUCCAAGGGACCCACGGGGCGCCUGCGGAUUCACCAGGCCAAACUGGCCCAGGCUGGUGCUUACCAGUGCAUCGUGGACAACGGGGUGGCGCCUCCAGCACGAGGGCUGGUCCGUCUUGUUGUCAGAUUUGCCCCCCAGGUGGAACACCCCACUCCCCUAACUAAGGUGGCUGCAGCUGGGGACAGCACCAGUUCUGCCACCCUCCACUGCCGUGCCCGAGGUGUCCCCAACAUCGUUUUCACUUGGACCAAAAAUGGGGUCCUUCUGGAUCUCCAAGAUCCCAGGUACACAGAGCACACAUACCACCAGGGUGGUCUCCACAGCAGCCUCCUGACCAUUGCCAACGUGUCUGCAGCCCAGGAUUACGCCCUCUUCACAUGCACAGCCACCAACCCCUUAGGCUCGGACCAAACCAACAUUCAACUCGUCAGCAUCAGCCGCCCUGACCCUCCAUCAGGAUUAAAGGUUGUGAGUCUGACCCCACACUCUGUGGAGUUGGAGUGGAAGCCUGGCUUUGAUGGGGGCCUGCCACAGAGGUUCUAUAUCAGGUAUGAGGCCCUGGGGACUCCAGGGUUCCACUAUAUGGAUGUCCUACCACCCCAGGCCACCACCUUCACACUGACUGGUCUGUAGCCUUCUACAUGAUACAAGGUCUGGCUGCUGGCCAGCAAUGCCUUGGGAGACAGUGGACUGGCUGACAAGGGGACCCAGCUUCCCAUCACUACCCCAGGUCUGGACCAGCCUUCCGGAGAACCUGAAGACCAGCUGCCCACAGAGCCGCCUGCAGGACCCUCGGGGCUGCCCCUGCUGCCUGUGCUGCUCGGUCUUGGGGGGCUUCUGCUCCUCUCCAAUGCCUCCUGUGUCGGGGGGGUCCUCUGGCAGCGGAGACUCAGGCGUCUUGCUGAGUGCAUCUCAGGGAAGACAGAGGCAGAGUCAGAGGACCGAGUCAGGAAUGAAUAUGAGGAGAGCCAGUGGACGGGAGAGCAGGACACUCGGAGCUCCACGGUCAGCACAACAGAGGCAGAGCCGUAUUACCGGUCCCUGAGGGACUUCAGCCCCCAGCUGCCCCUGACACAGGAAGAGGUGUCUUAUUCCCAAGGUUUCACAGGUGAAGAUGAGGAUAUGGCCUUCCCUGGGCACUUGUAUGAUGAGGCAGAAAGAACGUACCCCCUGUCUGGAGCCUGGGGACCCCUCUACGAUGAAGUGCAGAUGAGCCCCUGGGACCUCCGCUGGCCUGAAGAUGCAUAUCAGGAUCCAAGAGGAAUCUAUGACCGGGUGGCGGGAGACUUGGACACUCUGGAACCUGAUUCUCUGCCCUUCGAGCUGAGGGGACAUCUGGUGUGAGAGCCUUCUCAACCCUCUUGUCCUACACCUGUAGGAAUUUACACUCCACUGGUCCUUCUCAUUACAGCCUGGGCCGAGCUGGUUAGGUGAGCUCCAUAAAACGCAAAGGGACUCGGCUUUGUCAGGAGAGGACAUGGAGGGGGUUGAGUGACAGAAGAUGGUUCAGCUGGUACCAGACUAGAAACAAGGUAUAUCCUGGGGUUGGCUUUAGAAACUAAACUUCUCCAAAAGGAUAGGGCAGAUUGUAAACGGCAUCUCAAAAAUUAAAUGCUGCCAGGUGCGGUGGCUCACGCCUAUAAUCCGAGCACUUUGGAAGGCCGAGGCAG